Molecule: messenger RNA, 4191 nt
Organism: Salvelinus fontinalis (brook trout)
Lineage: Eukaryota; Metazoa; Chordata; Actinopteri; Salmoniformes; Salmonidae
Exons: 5
Coding region: 637-1152 (171 amino acids)
Source: RefSeq, a predicted model, not a curated record
UUUAAAUGUAGCUAGCUUAUUUCUACAAGUAUAUGUGGCCCACAACAUAUUCGUUAUUUGUUUAUGGACAAUUUAUUUAUCCUUUAAUUUAAUAAAACAUGACAUUACUAGUUGUGCAGACUGGCGAGCAUCAAGCAAAAGUAGUCGAACGACAAUCACCGGAUUACAGGCGUCUCAGUUAAUCGCUGAUUCAACAUUCGCACUCACAAGAAGGAAGGCUACGAACAGGAUAUCAGAGCUUUUAUAUAGACUUUAAAAUACAUGUAAAAAAAAUCAGUUUUAGAAACUGAUCCGUUACAUCAACUAAUUAAGCAAUUUUCUAGAAAACCAUAUGUAUAUGUUGCAAACCUGUGAUAGCAGGCAGCUGUCCUGACUCCUUAUCGAGUGUGGAAUGAUGGAGUGUGUAAGCUAACGUUAGCUAUUUCUGCAGUUCUUCCUAGCUAGCGAACGAAAAAAAAGCAUUACAUCAUAAGCAAGUUGCAACAGUCUAACUAACAGUGGAUGGUACCAGAUAAGCCAACUGAACCAAACAAGGCUGGCUGUGGUGUUGUCGUGAGGAGACUGCUUUCUGCUGCACCAGCUGCAUGAGCCAUGCAGAGCUCUGAGCAUCUCUAACAGGCAGCACUCUGUGGAACCAUGGACUGUUCUGAGUCCCAGUCCCAGUCCCAGGGCGACGGCGAGAAAGCUCUGCUCCAUGCAGAGAUCAGAGAGCACCCCACCACAUCAGCUGCCUUAAUUCCCAAUGAUGACCCCGUCCUAUUGACCCCAGGGAGGAUGAGCCAGCGAAGCCAGGGGAAGGAGCGAGAGAAGAGGGAGGAAAAGGAGCGAGAGAAGGAGAAGGAGCGACAGAAGAGGGAGGAGAAGGAGCGAGAGAAGAGGGAGGAGAAGGAGCGAGAGAAGAGGGAGGAGAAGGAGCGAGAGAAGAGGGAGGAGAAGGAGCGAGAGAAGAGGGAGGAGAAGGAGCGAGAGAAGAGGGAGGAGAAGGAGCGAGAGAAGAGGGAGGAGAAGGAGCGAGAGGAGAAGAAGGAGAAGGAUGGGAGCCUCCACACCCCCAGCAGAGAUCACCUCGCCAGCCCCUCUUCCCUCAGCCCAGGGCUCAGCUACACCCAUGGUAAGACCACCUUCUUCUUCCAGGCACACGUUGCCCUCUAAGCACAGACCCAGGGUCAGGUGUCUCUCAACCUCUGUACUAACCUCAAUAUUCCUGAACCACAGUGUCCUCUGGAGGUUGAUGGGCUCUGCUAGGCACCAUGCAACCUUCAGGGUUGAAGCAUAUACCACGGGAAGCCCAGAGGUUACCAAUGCUCUAAGCAAAAGGAUCUGAUGUUUUUAUUUGAGACUUGUAUAUGACAAGGCAUGGUUGUGUUUUAAGGUGGCUUGGGAAGGUUUUUACCCUCCAAAUGUCAAAAAUGGUUCAUCCUACACUACUUUCCUUCUGGGAUGUUCCAUUAUCUACCACCAGGGGGAGCAGAAGCUAAAAGGAAAAACAACAUGUUUUCUCUACUCAUUCUAGAGCACCUUUCAAAUCAAAUGUGUCUGCAUUCUAUCAGAACAAGCAACACUUCUCUCAAAAGAGACCUGAGUGGUGCGGUCGGGGGGACUUCUACAACUGGCUAACCAGUCGUUGCACAAAAGGAAAUCAUUCUGGGAUAGAACCAUAAUAAUAAAAAACCCUGCUUUGAGUAUAUGAAGGUAGAUGGUUGCAGUGAUAUUGAUAGUACCUAGACCUCUAUACAGCUCUGGGAUGUAGGCUGGUAAAUGACAGAAAUUACUUUUAUUAGCCAAUGCAUCCAGUGUUAUUUUCCUAGUGUCAGUUUCUCAGUUGUGGUUGUUGCUGGUUUGCUCUUCUGAGUAUAAGAAUGUAGGCCGAGCGCUUCACAGGUAAUGCCAUCCCAAAGGGCAGAGCAUCCAAUAAGGAUGAAAGGCUGGGAGGCAACUAUGCCGGGGAUCUGUAUCCUUCAUUCAGUUUGAACAGACAGGCGGUGAACACGUGUGACGGCCGUCGUGACAUUUACCAGUCUGUUGUUGGUCCAACGUCACCAUACCCUCCGUUUAUCAUGACACCACAUUGGAUGCAUCCCAAAUGGCACACUAUUGUCUAUUUAGUGCCAUAGUAGUGCACUAAAUUUUUUAUUUUUUAUUUUUUUAUUUCACCUUUAUUUAACCAGGUAGGCUAGUUGAGAACAAGUUCUCAUUUGCAACUGCGACCUGGCCAAGAUAAAGCAUAGCAGUGUGAACAGACAACAACACAGAGUUACACAUGGAGUAAACAAUAAACAAGUCAAUAACAUGGUAGGAAAAAAAAGAGAAUCUAUAUACAAUGUGUGCAAAAGGCAUGAGGUAGGCAAUAAAUCGAGUAAUUACAAUUUAGCAGAUUAACACUGGAGUGAUAAAUCAUCAGAUGAUCAUGUGCAGGAAGAGAUACUGGUGUGCAAAAGAGCAGAAAAGUAAAUAAAUAAAAGCAGUAUGGGGGGUGAGGUAGGUAAGUUGGGUGGGUAGUUUACAGAUGGACUAUGUACAGCUGCAGCGAUCGGUUAGCUGCUCGGAUAGCAGAUUUUUAAAGUUGUUGAGGGAGAUAAAAGUCUCCAACUUCAGAGAUUUUUGCAAUUCGUUCCAGUCGCAGGCAGCAGAGAACUGGAAGGAAAGGCGUCCAAAUGAGGUUUUGGCUUUAGGGAUGAUCAGUGAGAUACACCUGCUGGAGCGCGUGCUACGGGUGGGUGUAGCCAUCGUGACCAGUGAACUGAGAUAAGGCGGCACUUUACCUAGCAGCCAUUAACUCUCUCAUAUUGCGUUCUCCGGAUAUCGUUUAUUCAGAGGCAUCAGACUAUCAGUAGAGCUAGUCAUGGUGGUCUUCUUAAGGUCUCACAAUUUGGAAUAUUUCCUGCUGUUCAAUGGCCAUUUCAACUGUUGAUUCUUGAAGAAUAUAACUUAGAAAUGCCUUUUGACCUUCGUACAGCCGUCUCAUCAUAUCAGAACCAUGCAUUAAAGGUACCAUUGCUCCAUUGUUUAUGUGUUUCAUUUUGUUGUCUUUGGAAACAAGCGAUGUAGUGUACAGCUUCAAAGUAAGUUUCAACUAUUAUGUUGUGCUCAUGGACUGUCUGUCCCUGGUGGGGCUGCCGUCAGGCUGAAACAUAAACUCCUGAUUGGGGCUUUAAAGGCCAAAAAGUACCUCCCCUCUUUAGAUUCUGCCAAGUGUUCCUACUUGCUUGAAAGAGGGGAUGUGAAUUCCUAUCCUAGUUCCACAACAAACGUUCUCUGUGAGAAGAAUAUGGUUCAGAUAGGAUCAACUCUGAAACCAUCGCAACUUUUAAGCCCUGGUCCAGGUUUCCAUGGUAACCCCCACUGCCUCAAGUAGCCUCUUUAUAUUGUGAGAGAAAUGAUGCUGUAUUGGUCUCAAACAGUGUUGUAUUGUGAGGGAAAUGAUGCUGUAUUGGUCUCAAACAGUGUUGUAUUGUGAGGAAAUGAUGCUGUAUUGGUCUCAAACAGUGUUGUAUUGUGAGGGAAAUGAUGCUGUAUUGGUCUCAAACAGUGUUGUAUUGUGGGGGAAAUGAUGCUGUAUUGGUCUCAAACAGUGUUGUAUUGAUCAGGAUUGGAAAUGAUGCUGUAUUGGUCUCAAACAGUGUUGUAUUGUGAGGGAAAUGAUGCUGUAUUGGUCUCAAACAGUGUUGUAUUGUGAGGGAAAUGAUGCUGUAUUAGUCUCAAACAGUGUUGUGUGGAUCAGGACUGGAAAUGAUGCUGUAUUGGUCUCAAACAGUGUUGUAUUGUGAGGGAAAUGAUGCUGUAUUGGUCUAAAACAGUAUUGUAUUGUGGGGGAAAUGAAGCUGUAUUGGUCUCAAACAGUGUUGUAUUGUGAGGGAAAUGAUGCUGUAUUGGUCUCAAACAGUGUUGUAUUGUGAGGGAAAUUAUGCUGUAUUGGUCUCAAACAGUGUUGUAUUGUGGGGGAAAUGAUGCUGUAUUGGUCUCAAACAGUGUUGUAUUGUGAGGGAAAUGAUGCUGUAUUGGUCUCAAACAGUGUUGUGUGGAUCAGGAUUGGAAAUGAUGCUGUAUUGGUCUCAAACAGUGUUGUAUUGUGAGGGAAAUGAUGCUGUAUUGGUCUCAAACAGUGUUGUAUUGUGAGGGAAAUGAUGCUGUAUUGGUCUCAAACAGUGUUGUAUUGAUCAGGACUGGAAAUGAUGCUGUAUUAGUCUCAAA